AUGCAAUCAUCGCUGAAUCUUCCAUAUUAGAAAUUAUAACAAUAGACUUCUUUUAAGCAGUCACCUAGCCUACUUAGUGAUAAAAAGAAGAUAAACACGAGUAAAUCAUCAAACAGGUAUAGCCUCUCAAAUAUCUAGACGUUCAUCAAUAAUAUCAGCCAGGACAAGGAUGCAUUCGGCUUAUUCAAAGAAUAAGCAAUAAGAAGAGGAAUUUUGAAAGAAGACAGUUUGCCAAAGUUACAUCAUAAUUACUAUAAUAAGUAUAUUCGGCCUAAUAACGAACAGUCUACAGCUAGAACAUUCGCAGACUAUGCUAGAAAAGACUUUACAAAGUCACAAGAUAAGCUUAAUCAGUCCUUUGUUCCUAUAAGAGAUCUGUUGAGGCAGAGUAAAAUGGAGAAGGUUUCAACAAUCAUUGAUGAUUGGAGUGACCCAGAACUUUCAAACAGUCUUAUGAUAACUCAAAAGGCGAGGCCUCUUGAACUUCCAAAAAGAAUAAACCCUCCCUAAAGCCUUAAUGUAUCAUCUGAUAGGUUGAUUGCUAAUUAGAACAAAUCGCUAUUUAGCAAGAAAGGUUAGCAUACAUUGAGUGCAAAUCAUAAUCACAAUAUCAAUAUCAAAUUCAAGAAAAUAAAGGUAGAAUCGUUCAAUUUGGAGGAAAUGGAAUAAGCUAGAGAGCAAAGCAUCGACUCUUAAAUGGUAGAUGUUCAUUUCUUGGAUAUUCCGUAACAAAAAUUACCUGAAAUAAUGCACAAAAGAUAGUAAACUCUAGUUGAUAACACAUUAACUCCACUAUAAUAAUACAAAGAAACCAAGCAGCAAAUUAAAAUCAAGAAUCAGAAGUUAGUUGAUAACUUAUCUAAAGUUAUAAGUGGAGUAGGAUAGCCUAAUUUUGAAACAUAAAAAACCCUUAAAAAUAUGAAUAAAAAUAUCAUUGGCAAUCUCAUAGGACAAGGGGCUCAUUCAAAUGAAGAAUAACAAAAUGACGAUGAUUAGAGAACAUUAUCAAGAGCUGUUAGUAAAAUAGUCAAGUAAUCACAGUUCUAAGGGAAACAGAAACUGUUAACUCUUGAUAGGAAAGAUCCAGUUAUUGCUUAACACUUUAACAUUAUAUCUGUUGAGAAAAAGCUCAAUAAAAAUAAGUUGAGGGAAUACUUAUCAAAGAGAUACAAGGACUUUUUGGCAGACAGAAUCAUGAAAGGCUUAUCAAACCUGUUCAAUAAUUUUGGAGUUUAUCAUGACCUAAACCAGUAUUGCGAAAUUAUUGAAAAUUUUGCUAAUUAAGACAUUAAUGCUCUUAAGUACUUUACCUACAAGAUAAUAGAUAUUAACAACGACAAGAAACUUUCUGAGAACGAUUUGUUUUAACUUAUGAAAUUGUGUGCCUAAACUAACUAAAAGUAAGAUGACUAGCCUCCUGAGGAUUCCGAUGUGUUCCUUGAAGUCUUUUCAGCUGACUUCGUAAAAGUUAUCAAAUAAAUAAAUAUAAAGAAAUAACAAAAGAAUGGCUUGGUCGAUGCUAAAUUUUCAGUUAAAAAGUAAGAGACUAAGAAUUCGAUCUGGGAACACAUCUCCGAGGUCUAGGACUCUUUUGAAGAAAAGACUAACUCUUCUUAAUUUAAAUCUUAGAAAAAUAGCCAUAAUCCACCACCAGCCUCUUAGCAUAAGCUAUAAUUGGCCAAAAGUCAAAAUGCUUCUCAAAGUAAUUUCCAUAAGAAAAAUUAAAGCGGAGAGAGGCAUCAAAUAGAUGAUGACUAUAGGGCAUAACUAGAUAUGGAAAGCUAAUUAAUGAUUAAUAAUAUAAGCAGCUCUAGUAUCUUAAACAUAGUCCGAUAAAAAAGUUCUUAUUAGAAGCAUAAAAUUAAGCCAGUCAUCAAGGACGAAUCAAACUAAAGUAAAUCAGAUAUUUACCUAACAUUUAUGGAGUUCAAUCAGAUCUAGUUCAAAAAUUUCGUACCUUAGUUAGUAAUAGACAUUGUUUAUCAUCUCACAGGAAGGAAAAUAAACCCCUUACAGCAUCAAAAGAUUUCAGGUAGCAUCAUUGAUAAUGAUGAGAAAUUGAACAGUGUCACAGAUCCUAUGAAAUAAAGUUCCUAUCAGAAUGAUAGCUUUUUCGAUCCAGAUAUAAUUACAGUCAAAGCAUCCAUUAUGAAUGACGAAUUCAAGAUUUUACUAAGUAAUUUUAAGAGGUUUUUGAAUCUUAAGACUGAUGACUUGAAGUAGAAUUCAUAGUUUAAGGAGUAAAAUGUAUAUCUGACUGAGAAUAAUAUCAUGGACAACAUGAAGAACAUAUUUGGCUAUAGCUUUCCUUACAUUGGCAGACUCAUGUAUCUCUAUAUGAGUAAAGGCUUCGAUAAAAGUAAAAUCAGUCUAUCAAGAUUCAUGACAAUGAUGCUUCCUCUAUAUUAAGAUGAUCGAAACUUUUCUCACAACAAAAUUGCCUUUAAAAUAUUGGUCAAUUAUAUGUACCAUGAGAAUGAAAUUCGAUACAAGAUGUUUGGAGUAGGUAAAUUGUCCUAUUCUGGAAAUCCAUUUUAAGAUAACCCAGACAUCAAAUUCUAAGAGAAGCAUCUGUUUCAAGGACUUGAAUAUGAGGGAGAUCGUUCCUUUGGUCAAAGAGGCUUUGGUAAAAAUAUGGACAAGAAUCUUUACCAAUUACUGAAGUUUUACAACAAGUAUUAUAACAAAGAGAGCAAGAAAUCAAAUGCUUAGUCUUUAAAUACGAGUGCUAGUUAAACUAAUUCAGGAUUGAAUAUCAAUAGCAAUAUUAUCAGCACAUACUCCUAUAGUAACAACUGA
Messenger RNA from Stylonychia lemnae, 2799 nucleotides. Lineage: Eukaryota; Ciliophora; Spirotrichea; Sporadotrichida; Oxytrichidae. The record is from the annotation of a GenBank genome assembly.